Xenopus tropicalis (tropical clawed frog) is the source of this 4308-nucleotide messenger RNA. RefSeq names its product Wnt family member 1 (gene wnt1). Gene Ontology annotation, molecular function: signaling receptor binding. Gene Ontology annotation, biological process: Wnt signaling pathway. NCBI's taxonomy places the organism in Eukaryota, Metazoa, Chordata, Amphibia, Anura, Pipidae. The coding region runs from base 842 to 1960 and encodes 372 amino acids. The record is from RefSeq and is a predicted model, not a curated record. Gene Ontology annotation, cellular component: extracellular region. The transcript is spliced from 4 exons.
CUGGACAGAGGCAGAGAGAUAGGAUAUUUCAGGCAGGGGCGAGGGAGAGAAAAACGUGGGAUCUGGAGAAAUAAAGUCGCUCUCUGCAAACACUGCCAAUGCCAAUCAUGCAGGGCAAGAGAUCGCAGGGAGUUGUGCCUAUCUGCUCUAUGGCCAGUAUCUGCCAGGGCCACAAAACUCUCAUUUAGCAGAUCACUGGAGACUUACAGUUGGGUGACACAUAGGACGCAAAAGGGAAAAAAACGGCUUUUGAUGAUAUUUUCACCCACUCAACAUUGCUGAGUAAAAUGUGGAGAUGUGGGGGUGGGAGGAUUGCCCCCUCUGCCUUGGAUUUAGUGGCUGUCAUGCAGAGAAGGAUUGGGGAGGAAUUGUACAAUGACUGAGCUGGGCUCUAUGGACAUUAAGGGUAUUAAUCUCUCUCCCCACCUCUCUUUCUCUCUGGCCUUCUCUGAUGGAAAGACAGCUCCUGACCGCUGUGUCACCUACACAGUAGGAGCAGACUAUGUUCCCCGGCCCUUAUUGUUAGGCUAAGCCGAGGUCUACUUAUUUAGUGCGACUUAUUUAGUGCGACUUAGUUAGCGCUUACCGGGUUCUGCAGAACUGCUCUCAGAACUGCCGGGUCUGGUGGCGACUCACCGAACCUCUCACGUUGCUCAGCUAGAAUUAAGUCAGACUUGUCCAACUGUGGGCACUAUUUCUGCUGGCAUUCUUCAUCCCCUGUCCUGGCAUUCUUUAUCGGGGCUGCUCUGACUAGAAGCUCAGGUAUAACCCCCUGGGCCCACCCCGCCGACCCUUCCCACCUGUUGCUGUUCCUGCCUUGGGUGCACCCUGUCUCCCAGCAAUGAGGAUCCUCACCUUCCUGGUCGGCCUGAAGACUCUGUGGGUUUUGGCCUUUUCUUCUCUGUCCAACACCAUCGCAGUGAAUAACAGCGGGAAAUGGUGGGGGAUAGUGAACGUGGCUUCUGCAGGGAAUGUUCUUCCUGGGUCAGACGCUCAACCUGUUCCUUUGGUACUGGAUCCUAGUCUGCAGCUUCUCAGUCGGAGGCAAAAACGUUUAAUUCGCCAGAACCCAGGAAUCCUCCAGAGUAUAACCCGAGGCCUACACAGUGCUAUCCGAGAGUGCAAAUGGCAAUUUAGGAACCGGCGCUGGAAUUGCCCCACUGGAACUGGAAACCAAGUGUUUGGAAAGAUAAUUAACAGAGGCUGCCGAGAAACAGCUUUUGUAUUUGCCAUCACCAGUGCAGGAGUAACUCAUUCUGUAGCUCGCUCGUGCUCAGAAGGUUCCAUUGAGUCUUGUUCAUGUGAUUACCGAAGAAGGGGUCCCGGAGGCCCAGACUGGCACUGGGGUGGAUGCAGCGACAACAUUGAAUUUGGCCGGUUUAUUGGAAGAGAGUUUGUGGACUCCAGUGAGAGAGGGAGAGACCUGAAAUACCUGGUAAACCUGCACAACAAUCAGGCUGGCAGAUUGACAGUGCUAACAGAGAUGCGUCAGGAGUGCAAGUGUCAUGGAAUGUCAGGAUCCUGCUCCCUCAGGACGUGCUGGAUGCGGCUUCCCCCUUUCCGCUCAGUUGGGGAUGCUCUGAAGGACCGUUUUGAUGGAGCCUCUAAAGUCACCUACAGCAACAAUGGCAGCAAUCGAUGGGGUUCCCGCAGUGACCCGCCUCACCUAGAACCAGAAAACCCCACCCAUGCUCUGCCAUCAUCCCAGGAUCUUGUCUAUUUUGAGAAGUCUCCUAACUUCUGCAGUGCUAGUGAAAAGAAUGGAACUCCUGGGACCACUGGGCGAAUAUGUAACAGCACUUCAUUGGGACUAGAUGGAUGUGAACUCUUGUGCUGCGGUAGAGGAUACCGGAGUCGGGCGGAAAAAGUCACUGAGCGUUGCCAUUGCACAUUUCACUGGUGUUGUCAUGUGACCUGCUUGAACUGUACUAGCUCUCAGAUAGUCCAUGAGUGCUUGUGAUACCCUCACCUAAACUAAUCCAAUAUCGGGUUGCCAUCAGGUGGCGCUGCAAUACAGAAACUGGUAUUGUUGUUAUGUGUCUAUAAGUGACAAUAGGAUUGGCAACCUCAAAACCAGAAGAAAGCAGGGGACACACAGUACUGAAAAACACCUUAUUUAUAUGCCUGUUGUAAUUAGAAGGGCAUAAAACAAUGCAAUAAAAACUUGCAUUACCCACAUUUCCUUUAUGGCACUGAAAAUGUAAGCGAAAAAUAUUUCAUUCUGUCAUUACUCUUAUGGGCAGAGACAUUGUUGGAUGGAACUAAGAGGAUGGGACAUUCAUUUCACCAGACUAAGUGUAUAACCUAUUACUCCACUGACAACUUUAAGAUAUGAUAAUGACUCUGAAUUCACCAUCCAGGUAGCACUGAUAUUCCUGCUGUAGUUGAACCAUGACAUUUAGCGCACUGACUUUUAAAUGUUCCUGCAUAACCUGCUGGUGAAUCCCCCAUAUUAAAAGUUGAAACAGAAAUAUCACAGCACAUUAACUGUAUUUCACAAGGUGCAAACUGGUCAAGUGACUAAAUGACCUCUCACUUGGAUGAUUAUGGAGGCUUUUGAGAAUACUCUCUUCUUAGAUUAGAGGCCUAGUCUGACUGAAAGCCUCCAGAACCAUUAAGCUCAGUACAGCACAAACCUCAGCAUCUCUUUCACUGACGUUUGAUCAGGUCUCAACCAUGACAUGAGUAUCUGACAAUGACAUCUGGACUUUGCAAUUCUAGCUGUUGCUUGAUUUGUUAUUGUGAGGAUUAGCUUAUAACCAUCAGACUCAUGACUGGGGCUAUGGCACAUAUGGGUUUGUUAGGAUUUGCAUUUACAGAAAUAAUAGGAACCGUUGCAUUUCUCUUGCCAAUGAACAUAAUCGGCAAUGCUAUAAGUAACCCACAGCCUGCAAAUAUUUCCUGAAACCAUGGAUGUACCUGUGGGGGUUUAAUAACUGUGGGCCAUGGUUACAUGCAUUGUUUUCUGCUGCAGUGUCCUGUGAUCUUUCAACAUUGCUAAUUUCUUAAUGAAAAGUGCUGGCCGAUCACAAUGUCACUUCGCUAUCAGCCUUGUUAUUAUUUAGUAACACUUUCACAGAUAUUAUAGCCACAAAUCAUAUAUUCUAUAAGCAGGAUUACUGUACCAAAUUCUCUAUCAGAUACAUAUUGAAACAGUUUCAACAUGUUUUGUAUAUACAUCAGAGAUAUCCAAACUACAGGUACUUAGCUGUUGAUACACUGGAGCCCCCACUAUUCUACCAAUGACUGAACCUGUAAGGGAGUUCAGAGAGUAGAUUAAUGGCUAUCAACACUGCAGGUUUGAUAUGUCUAAACUCAUUUAUGUCCCCUAAGAUUAAGAAUCCAUAGCUUUACUAAAGAACCCCAGGAUCUCCAAUCUCUCCUUUAGACCCAGAAAAAUACCCUGCUGAGAAUAAUAUUAAGAUCUUGCUGUACACAACAAAAGCUAUUCUGUGCACUUUCUCAGUUGGAAAAAGAAUGAGAAGCAGGUUUAUUAAUUUAUAAGUCAAAAACUCAAGGAGUGAAAAACUCUGAUGGCAGCUUACACUGAAGCAUAGGGAGUCAUAAACACUUAUGCAUUUAAAAAGUGGCACUUUUGUAAACCAUUAUAUUUUUUUUCUUCCUACACAAACUGGACAAAUGCCAUGUCUACGUACUCUGAAGAUGGCAAUUGUUUUCUAAACAUUCUUAUGAUAACACAAGUAUAUUCUAGACUUUUGACCUCUACUGGAUACCCAGAAAACAUGACAUGGAGUCAGGGUUGCAUGUCUGUUCUGCAGGUCAGAGGCCCCUCCAGCUGUCCCAACUUAAGAACCACAAUAAACAACAUUGUGACUGAUUCCACUGUAUCCUAAUAUUGUGGAUAACACAUAUAGCUUAUUAAGGCACAGUUUGUCUUGUAGGUUUACAUAGCAUAGUGGGAACAGUUUCUGGUUAAUCUCUACUAGCACUGACAGCCUGGCUGAUGCAGUCUUUGCCAGCACACUUGUAACUGCAGUGCUGGAUUUAUAUUAUUGUGUAAAAGUGUAUGAGGGUUGAUGUUUGUGUUGUCUCUGUUUUAGGCUGCUUCUUUGCAUAAUGUAAAUGUGGACGCUACCAUUCUGCCUGAAGUAUUCUGCACUAUGAAAAGUAAUGCCUGUUUACACUGUAGCCAAAUAUCUUAUUUUCCUAUUUUUAUACAGUAUCCAGAUAUUCUUUUAGUCAGAGGUAGGCUCUAUAUUUUUAGAUUUUAUGUAUAAUGGCUGUAUAUACAGUAUUUUGUUGUAACAUGUGAUCUUGUAAAUAAAAGUAUUUAUUUUGGCUUCUUAA